GCCGCGUGUAUACAGUACGAAUAUAGCUCAAUGUUACAGUGCCGUCGGAUAUCAGAAUUCAAGCUGUCUUGGCAAGGGACACAAUGGAGCUUGAUCUCAAAAAAGAUGUCGAAUCACAAUGCUGGACUUACAACAUCUUGUGUCACUACACCAAAUCAUGCUGACCUGCCAGAUAUACUGGCAAAUAAAGCAAGCCCAACAUCCGGAGAUGACGUACCCAGCCGACAAAUGAUGGAUACUUACAUACUACAAGUUUGGACUGGAUUCCAAGCUGUCAAUGCAAGAGUUGGAGUUUUGAAAAGUAUACGCGCCAGCACACGAGUCUCGAGCCAUUUCCGUUGCAUUGUUGGUUGUCCAAAGUGUACGCAAUCAUCGUUCAGCUCACCCGAGAUCCAGAAUUUCUGUGUGUGCGCUGAGGAUGUCGUGGUAUAUAAAUCAACUCUCCAGCAGAAAGCCAUCGAGCCAGAACCCUAUCAUCAUCCAAGAUCAGUCAUCAAGCAAACGAAUUACCUCACUCAACAUGUUCAAAUCCAUUCUCUUCGUCGCGGCGACAGCAAUCGCUCCCGUCCUGGUUCGAGCAGAUUUUUGCAAGGGACAAAACGACGUCUUCUUCUUCGCCUGGUAAGCAAAACCCACCGUCAAACUUCCAACUUUCCAAUACUUAUCCUUUGUCAUAGGACCGUGAAUCUCAGCGGCAUCGAAGGCGGUUGCGAUGCGAUUGUCAACGGCAACAAUUUUCAAGCUGUCCUGCAAGGCGAGGGUGGUUGUUUCGCAGUCACAGCAUUCAGCUGUCAGGAUCCUGAGGGCGGCGGCACUACCUUUACCUUUAAUCAAUCAGACUUUUGCGAUGGCGGCUCGGUGGCUGAUGCAGUGAGCCAGGUGUUUAAUGUGGAUGCAUUCAGUUGUUCUGGACAGGGGCCAGCUUGAGUAAAUAUAUAGUCAGUUGAUUCGACAGUAUGACUUUUGAGCUUGCCUUUUGUGGAAACCGAACCUCGCGUGAUGAUGUUCAACGAGUACUGUAUACCGUCUACUCGUACGUUUCCUGUGCAUUGGCGCAAU
Messenger RNA from Aureobasidium subglaciale EXF-2481, 1059 nucleotides. RefSeq lists its product as uncharacterized. The transcript has a single exon. Lineage: Eukaryota; Fungi; Ascomycota; Dothideomycetes; Dothideales; Saccotheciaceae. The record is from RefSeq and is a predicted model, not a curated record. The coding region runs from base 106 to 927 and encodes 273 amino acids.